AGCACCCGCUUGUUAGUUAUACACCCUAUCCUUCCUUAAACCCCUAAACUAAACUAAACCCUAUCGACAACGAUGGACCGUAAUUGACCUGGUUACUGCAUGCUUCACUUCACCCAGUCUCCGUUCAUGGCCAUCGCUACCUUAAAAUUCGCUUGCAAACCCAAUUUCCUUCUUCGCCCCGCUCCCUUCCAAUGCAUCCGCAAGCUUGUACCAAAAUCUCUCCCUACGGUUGAGGUAGAGGAAUGUAGGGGCUCUACUCCUGAACAGGGCAAGGGGACUAGCGAAAAACUCAUAUUAGAAAAUAAUAAUAGCAAGGUCCAGGCGUGGAAGAAACUGAAUUCCAAAGAGCUUGGACUUCGAAAUUCCAUGAUAGCUGUUCCAACCAAAAAGGUUCUGAACGUGCUAAAGAAAAAGGGGCAUGAUGUAUACCUUGUAGGAGGUUGUGUUCGGGAUCUUAUACUAAAGCAAACACCAAAAGACUUCGAUAUUAUAACUUCUGCAGAUCUUAAAGAGGUGAGGAAAACAUUUUCAUGGUGUGAGAUAGUUGGUAAAAGGUUCCCCAUAUGUCAUGUUCAUAUGGAUGGUACCAUUGUUGAGGUUUCAAGUUUUAAUACUGCUAGAUGCAAGUCAAGUAUGCACUUCAUUUAUGAUGAUAUUGAGGCACCUAAUGACUGUGAUAAAGAGGACUAUCUUCGAUGGAGGAAUUGUUUGAAACGAGACUUUACAAUUAACGGGUUGAUGUUUGAUCCAUAUGCAAGAAUUGUGUAUGAUUACAUGGGAGGAAUGGAAGAUAUCAUAAAAGCUAAAGUGCGAACGGUGGUUCCUGCAGCUACUUCUUUUCGGGAGGAUUGUGCUCGCAUUCUACGUGCAAUUAGAGUUGCUGCUCGCUUGGGGUUUAGUAUUUCAAGGGAAACAGCUCAAUCUGUUAAAAAUCUUUCAUAUUCAGUGUUAAGACUAGAUAAGGGUAGGCUUUGGAUGGAAAUAAAUUAUAUGCUAGCUUACGGAUCUGGUGAAGCUUCUUUGAGGCUACUAUGGAGAUUUGGACUUCUAGAUAUACUUCUCCCAUUUCAGGCUGCUUAUUUUGUUUGUGGUGGAUUUCGAAGACGGGACAAAAGAACCAAUUUGCUUUUGUCUUUCUUCUCUAAUGUGGAUAAACUUUUGGCACCGAACCGUCCAUGUCAUAGCAGCUUAUGGGUUGCUAUCCUUGCAUUACAUAAGGCAUUGAGUGAUAAACCAAGGGAUUCCUCGGUGGUUGCUGCAUUUAGCCUUGCACUCCAUAAUGGUGGAAAUUUGUCAGAAGCAAUAAACAUAGCUAGGAGGAUCAACAAAGCACAUGAUGCCAGAUUUCCUGAAUUAUUAGAUCCUUCAGGUCUGGAUGAAGAGAAUUUGGAAGCUGAGAUUCUGGAUCUUGCAGAGUCUGUUAAAGGGUCAUUGUUGCAGAUGACAGAUAGGCAUUUGGUAUCUGGGGCUAUGGCUGACUAUCCUCAAGCUCCUCAUUCAAAUCUGGUGCUCAUCCCAUUAUCAAUGUUCCUUAAAGCUCUCAACUUUUUUGAUUGUGUGAAUGUAAGUACUGGUAAGAAUUAUUUGUCAAAGCAAGGUAGACAAAUUGAUUAUGAGUCCUUAGCUCGUGGAGAUUUGCUAGAAGUACGGCAUGUGUUUGCAAGGAUUGUAUUCGAUACCGUAUAUCCACUACACCCAAACAAAGAUUAGUUAAAAAAAAGCACUGGAUUUUCAAGAGGCUAGUUUGAAGUUUUAUUAGAAGUUGUGAGAAAAUUGAUGCUGGAGUAGGCAUUCUAUCAAGUUCAAGGAUAAUAUGGUCGUUGAAAAUUGGAAAAAUGUUUGGUGAAGGUCUGGUGGCAGCAUUUGACAUUUGAGGGGUACUUUCAGGAAUUAUCGUUAUCUUUGUCAUCAGCCAAGUGACAGGCUAAAUAGGCAGCGGAUAAAAAAAAAAGGUAUAAACAGUUUCCACCCGCAAAAAGAUUUUUGCCCUUUUCUUUUUUGUUCCAAAGUGUUUUUUAUUUUUUAGUUUAAUAGUUCUUUUAUCAACCAAUCUUACAUAUUGUUCUCGUGGUGUCAUGUAUAUAUGGCAAUUUUGGACGGCCAAAUCAUUAAAUUGCCAAAAAGUUAGAAAUGUUGAAUUUAUUCACGAAUGAAAAAAAUCUAUUCAUUAUAUUGUCAUU
Glycine soja is the source of this 2180-nucleotide messenger RNA. RefSeq names its product CCA-adding enzyme-like. Gene Ontology annotation, biological process: RNA processing. Bases 100 to 1710 code for a protein of 536 amino acids. Lineage: Eukaryota; Viridiplantae; Streptophyta; Magnoliopsida; Fabales; Fabaceae. The transcript is spliced from 14 exons. Gene Ontology annotation, molecular function: RNA binding; nucleotidyltransferase activity. The record is from RefSeq and is a predicted model, not a curated record.